Molecule: messenger RNA, 2182 nt
Organism: Mauremys reevesii (Reeves's turtle)
Lineage: Eukaryota; Metazoa; Chordata; Testudines; Geoemydidae
Gene: SKA3
Product: spindle and kinetochore associated complex subunit 3
Exons: 10
Coding region: 332-1747 (471 amino acids)
Biological process (GO): chromosome segregation; mitotic cell cycle
Cellular component (GO): outer kinetochore; spindle microtubule
Source: RefSeq, a predicted model, not a curated record
AGGCGUUCAAACAGCGCUCGAGGCGCGCGGCGGUGGUGGCGGCGCGUCUUUUUGUUUCCGUUGCAGCAGCACGGGACGGGGCCGAGCGAGCAAACCGAGAGCAGCUGCGGGUAACGGCUCGGCCGCGCGCUGUCGGGUGGGGCUGGGGAGCCUCCUCUCUGCCCCGUGUCCGGGCCGCGGGCCCUGCUCCCGCCGAGCUAAGCGGGGAGACGGUCCGAGAGGGGAGUGCGGGUGCCCGGCGGGGUCGUUAGCUGAGCCCUCGCUCCCGCACCCAUACGCACGUAGGGGUGUGUGUGUGUGUGUGUGUGUUGCAUUAGUGAUUUUCUUCAUCAUGGAGGUGACGGGAAAUUUCUUCAGCAAACUGCGGGCUUUAGCUGUCACUCUGGAGAAAGAGGCUGAGCAACUUGAACAAGCAUUAAAUAGAGAAGAUACUCAAUAUGAAGAUGAAUCUCCAAUGAGAGUUUUACAUGACCUGCAUUGUGAAGUCAGGACUCUAAAGGGUGAUGUUAACGCUACCCUUGAUCAGAGUCGCUCUGAAAGACAAGAAACUUAUGAUAUCAUGAAAGCCAUUAAAGUACUGAUGCAAAGAAAUACAACAGAUCUUGAAAAAAUAAGAGAACUGUUCCAGAAAUAUGGUUAUCAACCACUUGUUAAAGAUAACUCAGUGGAGGACAAGGAGGAAGUUAACCAUGCAUCUGAGGUAUCUGACCAAGCUAACUCUGAUCAAGAGAGAGUGGAAGAUAUGUCUAGCUUUCCUGCUUGUAUUGGGAAAACAUCUGUGCCUAAGGAUCCCCUGCGUAACCCACAGCUUUCAGAUUUCGGUCUUUCACAGUACGCAUUCUCCAGAACUUGGGAUAUGAUUGAUGUACAACCCCAGACAAAUAUGCAUAAAGAAGAUUCAAGAAAUAGAAUUCCAACUCCCAAACAGACCCCAUAUAUAGUGCCCAAAACACCAAAAUGUACAUUAAAGAUGGAUGAUUAUGAGUGUUUAACUCCAAAGCUUGAACAUUUUGGCAUUAGUGAACAUACCAUGUGUUUGAAUGAAGACUAUACAAUGGCACUUAUUAAUAAAAAUGUUCAGACAAGAAAAAAUUUUCCUAAGGAAGAUGAUAAUGAAAUGUGUGUGGCAGCAGAAACAUCAAAGUCCAGGGAAAUCAUGGUUACUCCUGGACCAGCAAUGAAAACACCUAGCGAAAAUGCUGUUGAUUGCCUGGCUUCUCCUUUGAUACCUGUGUUCUGCACUCCUGGUCUGAAAAUUCCUUCCAGAAAGGACAAUACCAUCUUACCCAAAUCCCCGAAGAUGAAAGAAUCAAAUAUUUCUAAUCAGACAGCAACACCCACUCUUCCAGACUUUGGAACAGGCUGGCUAAAAACAGAAAGUAAACCAUUAAAGGGGAACAAGGCUGAGUCACUGCCAGAGAUUGAUAUGACAGUUAAACAACACAAAGAAGAUUGUGCUCCUCCUAUUUUAAGUUCUGACAAGUAUAUUGAACAUCUUGGAAGACCCUCUCUUCCAAAACUAUCUGACUAUGAAAAUCUCCUUAAUACUCCUCCACCUCCAGAAAUAACAAAGAUACCAGAAGACAUUCUGCAGAUAUUAUCAAAGUAUAAUCCAAAAACAGAUACACCUACAGUAAUGAAAAAGGAGAUCAAAACAGGAACUGCUACAAGAUUUGAAAGGAAUAUCCCAGAUUAUUGCAACAAAGAGAACAGAGGAUAUUUUGAAUCUAUCAAAUCAAAUGAUUGAGAGUGAGCUGGGCAUGGUUCUGGAUUUUGAGCCACAUUCAUGGAUCCUUCUGAGUCUUACAGAGCUUAAAAAGUUUGAAGAAAUAGGUCUUUUUUCACUGGUUUUCUAUAUCUCAAUUUCUAAUAACUUUCAGCAAGUCACAAAGAACUAGUUAUGCAAAACUCUCAUGGAAAAGAUCUACAUUGUCAUAACUUUGCCUUUCUUCAACAAAAUACAUCUCCAUGGCACUAGCUACAAACUUGGAAGUGGGAGACACAAGAGAAAGAGGACUCGUCUGGGGAUUGGUCCUGCUUUGAGCAGGAGGUUGGACUAGAUGAUCUCCUGAGGUCCCUUCCAACCCUAAUCUUCUAUGAUUCUAUGACUUCUUAUACACAGGACCUUGGGCAAGUAAAAUCGUUUUAAUUACCAAUUUGUACUAAAUCUCAUAUUAAAAUA